GAAACUUCUCCACCGGGCGAUUGCUAUCUUCCUCGACUGAGAAAACCCUAACCCUAGUUUUUGUUUUUUACCCUCUUGCUUUUCUAAUCAUUCUAGGGCUUCAAAUUCCCCCAAGAUCCGUUUUCUAUUAUCAAUUUUCGAUAAGGUCUUCAGCUUUUAUCGACAAGAGACCGUUCUUUCUCAUUGGAAGACCGUCUGAUCUCAUCAAAUCCUCUCUUCUAUUUUCAAGAGAAGGCCAUCUUUCAAAGCAGAGGGAGAUUAUACACUUGUUGCGAGAAUCCUGUGGCAAUUGGUGGGGUUUGACCUUCUGAACGGUUCUGUUUUUCUCUUCGUCCUGUCGGGGUUCAAAAAGUAUUCGAAUUAUUGAAGUUUUUGAAAGGAAAGGAAAAAAGAACGCAAGGAGAAAAAAAGAAUUGCUUGUACUCAAUUAUCUAGAAUUUUCUGAUUUACUUGUUUUCUUUAUUUAUUUGUAGACAAAUACACACAAUUUUGUAUAUUUGUUUCCGAGCAGAGGAAGAGAGAGAGAGAGAGAGAGAGAGAGAGAGAGAGAGAGAGAGAGAGAGAGAGAGAGAGAGAGAAUGGGUGCUGUGUACUAUAAGUUUAGAAGUGCAAAAGGUUAUGACAGUGUAGCUGUGCAUGGUCCUUUCAUAUCAGUUUGGAAUCUGAAAGAAAAAAUAUUCGAAGCAAAGCAUUUGGGCAGGGGUACUGAUUAUGACCUCUUGCUCACCAAUGCUCAGACCAAUGAAGAUUAUACUGAUGAAGGAAUGCUGGUACCAAGAAAUACAUCUGUAUUAGUUCGCCGGGUUCCCGGAGCGCCUCGCAUGCGCAUUGUUGUGGAACGAGAAGAGGAGAGUAAGUUAGAAGAAGUUUCACAAUCUAAUAGUACUGUAUGUGUUGCUGAUUCAUCUGACAUGAGAUCUCUAAAUCCUGAAGAGUUGGAAGGGUAUGAUUUUGGAAAUGAUGCCUUUGCUAUUCCAGAGGUGGUACCAGUGCAAUCUAGCAAUCUGGUGAAAAAUUAUCAAAGUAAGGCUGAGGAAGAUAGGAAGGUGGAAAAUGAUCAAAGUAGGGCUGAAGAAGAUAGGAAGAUCAAGGUGUUAGUCGACAUGCCUGCUUUGGACAUGCAAUGGAAAACAAAGGGAACUUUUGGUUUUGAAGGAGGCUUUGGAAGGGUUACGGGUGAUAGAAUGACGGAGGGCCAUGGUUUUGGCUGGAGUGGAUCGUUAGAGCGCACGACACCUCCACAAGGGUAUAUCUGUCACAGAUGCAAAGUUCCCGGGCAUUUUAUUCAGCAUUGCCCAACAAAUGGCAAUCCGAGCUAUGACAUUAGAGGGUUGAAACAUCCAACUGGUUUUCCAAAGUCGAUGCUAGUGGAAACUCCAGAUGGCUCCUUUGCAUUACCAAGUGGAGCUGUUGCUAUAAAGCCAAAUGAAGCUGCUUUUGUGAAGGAGAUUGAGGGGCCUUUAACUCGAUAUGUCAGAACUAUUCCACCAGAAUUGCAUUGCCCACUCUGUAAAGAAGUAAUGAAAGAUGCUAUCCUAACCGGCAAGUGCUGUUUCAGGAGUUUCUGUGAUAAAUGUAUUAGGGACCACAUAAUCUCAAAAUCCAUGUGUGCAUGUGGGGCCAUAAACAUCCGUGCGGAUAGCCUGAUACCUAAUAAGACACUUAGGGAGACCAUUGAUCGUGUCUUAGAGUCAACAACCAGUAGUACUCUAGAAAGUGCUGGAAGCUUAUCGCAAGUUCAAGAGAGCAAUUCGCAUACUCUUUCUGCCACUGUGAAGAAAGAACACAUACCAUCCUCCCAUAAAGAUGGCACUUUGAAUAGAAAGAGGCCUGUGCAUGAAGAGAAGCUUACUAUUGAUACUCCCCUUCAGUCCUUGAAGAGAAGUAAGACUGCAACAAAUAUUGAAAAAUCUGAAGUGACAUUGGAGCAAGAACCAGCGUCACUGGGUGGAGCUCCUCCGCUGGCCAAAGAGAAAGUCCUGGAGAAGCUGCCUGUUGGUGAGCCAGGAAAGAAGAAACGGGAAAAAGCAUGCAAACCUGCUAAUGCUGCGGACUUGCAAUGGAGAACCUCUCAAAAUCAUGCGGCCCUAAACCAUCUGAUUCCAUUUGGCCCUUCAUCCUACAACCCAUAUUGGGCCGGCAUGCAGUGGGGAGUGAACGAGUAUAUGGUGCCUUAUGCUGAUGAUAUGCAGUGCAUGGGCUAUGCAGCAGGUCCAUUUGGAGAAGGGUAUAUGUGAUGCCAUUCAUUCAUCCUUUUAAGAGUCGACACAAUGAUUGCGGCAGCUCGUCUCUUUUGUCCGACAAGGAUGUUACUGGCUGUUGAAGGCGACAAUGUCGGUGCAGACAUUUGUGGAAAUUGGAUUUGGAGUGAGGAUGGGUUUCCAUGAAGGCAAAAUGGAUUGGAAUGGUUUCUUGGGCUUGUGACCUACAAUGGGGAGUGGUGGGGGGGAAGAUAUGUAAAUAAAAGAUGUAUUUUCUUUUUUAAUUUUGGUUGUUGCCAAUGAAUUGUAUAAUGAGCUGUUUAUUGUAAACAUUUAUUGAUUAUAUAUGGAAAACAUUGGUGCAUAAGAGUUGUGA
Magnolia sinica is the source of this 2577-nucleotide messenger RNA. Its product is annotated as E3 ubiquitin ligase PQT3-like. The record is from RefSeq and is a predicted model, not a curated record. Lineage: Eukaryota; Viridiplantae; Streptophyta; Magnoliopsida; Magnoliales; Magnoliaceae. Gene Ontology annotation, molecular function: zinc ion binding; nucleic acid binding; ubiquitin protein ligase activity. The transcript is spliced from 12 exons. Gene Ontology annotation, biological process: ubiquitin-dependent protein catabolic process; protein ubiquitination; mRNA processing. Gene Ontology annotation, cellular component: nucleus. The coding region runs from base 579 to 2237 and encodes 552 amino acids.